UUUCACCGCCGUUUAAGCACAAAAUUCACACAUGAGAUUAAACUAUAAAUGGAGAAUUAUUACCGCUGGUGAAAGUUGAGCUUAAAGGCUGGGUUUAGCUUGAAACUGGAGUUGCGGGAGAGGUUAUUUCAGGCUACGGUAUCAGCCUUCCCAAAUGAGGGCAGCCUCCCUCCGUCCCUCAUCAGCAUCACUCCUCCUGCUGCUGCGCCGCUUUAGCCUCGGCUAACCCCGGACUACACUUCCAAACCCGACCGCCUGGCUUCCGUAGUGCUCUGUAGGAUAAAAUAAAAAUGCCAAGUGUCACGGUGAAAGAUGUCAACCAGCAGGAGUUUGUCAAGGCUUUGUCAGCUUUCCUCAAAAAGUCUGGCAAACUAAAAGUCCCAGAGUGGGUUGACACUGUGAAGCUUGCCAGGCACAAGGAGCUGGCUCCCUGCGAUGACAACUGGUUUUACACCAGAGCAGCAUCCACGGCCCGUCACCUGUACCUGCGAGGAGGGGUGGGCGUCGGCUCCAUGAUCAAGAUCUACGGCGGGCGUCAGAGGAACGGCGUCUGCCCCGCCCACUUCAGCGUGGGCUCCAGGAACGUGGCGAGGAAGGUUCUCCAGGCUCUGGAGGGCCUCAAGAUGGUGGAGAAGGACCCUAAUGGUGGUCGGAGACUUACCCCUCAGGGCCAGAGAGACCUGGAUAGGAUUGCUGGUCAGGUUGCCUCAGCAAACAAGAAACAGCGAAGUUUACAAAGCGCCAUCUGAGGAAAGCAUGCAAAGAAUCCAGACAUGUGAAAUGCGGCUAUGCCUUACUGCUUAUUUACUCGAGUUCUCUUGCCUCCCACAUCAAUCCAGUGAACGCAGUCACCGAGUACAUAGAGAUGCAUGAGUCUAUGGUGCAGCGAGUCCACAUUCAACAUAACACGUGAAUGUUUGCAACACUUUUCUGUAUGAAUUUCACGACAUUCACUGUGAACGGACACAAAACCACAGAGAAUACAGUGUUAUGAUGCAAGAGCAUGUUAGUAUUGUUACCAAAAAAUGUGAAGCUGUGAAAAACUGUGACACUCAAUGUAGAAAAACAGAACAAAUGCAAUGUAUCCUAACACAUAUUUUCACUUCCAUUAUUGUGUUUGCAGAAGUGAAAGUUUUAUUAAUGACAUGUAUCAGGAUGACAGUAAUAAAGUGAGCAUGAGCACCGGC
This is a messenger RNA of Amphiprion ocellaris (clown anemonefish), 1187 nucleotides long. RefSeq names its product 40S ribosomal protein S19. The coding region runs from base 291 to 749 and encodes 152 amino acids. The record is from RefSeq and is a predicted model, not a curated record. NCBI's taxonomy places the organism in Eukaryota, Metazoa, Chordata, Actinopteri, Pomacentridae. The transcript is spliced from 6 exons. Gene Ontology annotation, molecular function: RNA binding; structural constituent of ribosome. Gene Ontology annotation, biological process: translation; ribosomal small subunit assembly. Gene Ontology annotation, cellular component: ribosome; cytosolic small ribosomal subunit.